Molecule: messenger RNA, 480 nt
Organism: Mucor velutinosus
Lineage: Eukaryota; Fungi; Mucoromycota; Mucoromycetes; Mucorales; Mucoraceae
Exons: 6
Coding region: 1-480 (159 amino acids)
Biological process (GO): cellular response to oxidative stress
Molecular function (GO): glutathione peroxidase activity
Source: RefSeq, a predicted model, not a curated record
AUGACUACUUUAUACGAUUUUACCGUCAAGGACAUCAAGAACAAAGACUGGAAUCUCGCUGAUCUCAAGGGCAAGGUUGUUCUUUUUGUCAACGUUGCCUCCAAGUGUGGUUUUACCAAGCAAUAUGCUGGUUUGGAAGAGCUCUACAAAAAGUACGAACCUAAGGGUUUCGUUAUCGUUGGCGCCCCCUGUAACCAAUUUGGUAGUCAAGAACCUGGAUCCGAGGAAGAGAUUCAAAAUUUCUGUACUUUGAACUGGAGUGUUACCUUCCCUUUGACUGCAAAGCUUGAUGUCAAUGGUGACAAUGAAGCGCCUGUCUACAAGUUCUUGAAGGAAUCCCAACCCGGCAUUCUCGGUUUGAAGCGCGUCAAGUGGAACUUUGAGAAAUUCUUGAUCGAUCGUGAGGGUAAGGUUGUUAAGCGUUUUGCCUCCACCACUGAGCCCAAGUCUAUUGCUGCUGAAAUCGAGAAGCUCUUGUAG